ACUUCUAUCUAUUUUAUUUCUGCUAGCCGUUUUAGUUAGAGAACCACCUCCUGGAGCAACGCACGUGUUCAAAUCGGGUCAACGCUUCGGUAUUCGGAUUUUGUGAGACAAAAUUCGUGAAUAAUAUCUAAAGUUUAUUAAAUAAACAAUAAGUAAAUUGAUUAUCAAGAUUAAACUAAAAGUAUCUCAAAGAUGCCAGCGGAAGUUUUUGCCCGAGGCAGUAUAUUGGGCAAAUAUGUACCCGCCCGGUGCGUGAUGGCCGUCUUGGGAUCCAUUGGCAUGGCCAUCAUCUCUGGCCUAAACGUGAAUCUCAAUGUGGCAAUGCGUUAUAUGGUAAAUUACACAGCAAUGUAUGGAGCUCCAGAUGCGGCUUAUGCGACAAACUCGACAAGCAAUCGUCCAAAAGACGGCCCUUUUAAUUGGCAUUCAAUGAUGCAGGCAAACCUUUUGACCUGCUACUUUUUGGGGUAUCUUGUACAGAUUCCACUUGCCCGCAUCGCCGAGAAGUUCUCGGCCAAGUGGCUCAUGUUUUUCUCCGUGGCAUUCAAUGUGGUCCCCUGCCUGCUAACCCCGGUUCUUGCCAAACUGCACUACGGCUGCCUUAUCCUGAUGCGAGUUCUACAAGGAAUCGGCGGAGGAGCCUCUUUCCCGGCUAUGCACGUCAUGAUUGCCUCGUGGACACCACCCACAGAACGCACGGCCAUGUCCACCAUCAUCUACGUGGGAACGUACGUCGGUAGUGCUCUCUCCAUUAUAAUGGGCACGUUUCUUGCCGAGCAGUGGGGCUGGGAAUCCGUCUUCUACGUGAUGGGUACUCCCAGCUACAUUUGGAUGGGCUUUUGGCUUAUACUUAUUCAGGAUAAUCCCAACAAGCAGCGAUUUAUCAGUCCUGAGGAGCGGCAAAUGAUAAACAGAUCUCUUGGCACGGAAGUAAAUGAAGAACACAACCGGGCGGUACCAUGGAAGAAGAUCUUCAAGUCCAGUCCAUUCUGGGCCAUCCUGAUUGCUCACACUUGCACCAACUUUGGCUGGACCAUGUUCUUCGACAUUCCUUGGUUCAUAAGAUCAGUCCUAGAUCGAGGAUUUGAAGAGAACAAUUAUAAAAUGUGUUAUUUAAACUUGAUCAUCUUUAUGGUUUUCCUCGGAAUGCUGUUGCACUAUCUCCAAACCAAUGGCAAGAUUAGCGCCACAUGUGCCCGCAAAAUUGCCACUUCUAUUUGCGCAUUAAUUCCGGGAGCGUGCCUUAUCAUCCUUUGCUUUGUAAAAAGCAAUCAAAACGUUGUUGUGGCCCUAAUGACGGUGGGAAUUGUGGCCAUGGGAGCCAAGAUUCCGGGAUUCAUGUCUAACCACAUCGACAUCGCCCCCAAUUUCGCCGGAACCCUGGUGGCGCUGACCAAUACUGUGGCUACUCUUCCUGGCAUUGUGGUGCCAAUCUUUGUGGGGGUUAUAACCUCGGAUAGUACAAAUAUUGGAUCCUGGCUUAUUGUUUUCGGAGUUACCAUAGUAUUGUUCGCCAUUGAGUUCCUGGUCUUUAUUAUUUUCGGUUCUGCAAGAGAACAGUCCUGGAACAAGAUAACAGAAGAAAACGAAGUGGAACAGAUUCCUCUGAAGGAAACAACCAAACCGAAAUGCGAGGCUUGAUCAUUUUGUUAAAUUAGUUGCAACAAAUAUAAUGUAUAUUUUAUAUAACAUUGCUUAUAAUUGAAAGAUGUGCCUUCUAACUACAAACUUUAUAUAGAAACUA
Drosophila ananassae is the source of this 1744-nucleotide messenger RNA. RefSeq names its product sialin (gene MFS3). Bases 193 to 1641 code for a protein of 482 amino acids. Gene Ontology annotation, molecular function: transmembrane transporter activity. The record is from RefSeq and is a predicted model, not a curated record. The transcript is spliced from 3 exons. Gene Ontology annotation, biological process: transmembrane transport; monoatomic anion transport. NCBI's taxonomy places the organism in Eukaryota, Metazoa, Arthropoda, Insecta, Diptera, Drosophilidae.